AUGAGCUUCGGCUCGGAGCACUACGUGUGCGCCUCCUCCUCUUACCGCAAGGUGUUCGGGGACGGCUCACGCCUGUCCUCGCGCCUCUCCGGGGCUGGCGGCGCGGGGAGCUUCCGCUCGCAGUCGCUGUCCCGCUGCAAUGUGGCCUCCUCGGCCGCCUGCUCCUCGGCCUCGUCGCUCGGCUUGGGCCUGGCCUACCGCCGGUCCCCGGCGUCCGACGGCCUGGACCUGAGUCAGGCGGCGGCGCGCACCAAUGAGUACAAGAUCAUCCGCACUAACGAGAAGGAGCAGCUGCAGGGCCUCAACGACCGCUUCGCCGUGUUCAUCGAGAAGGUGCACCAGCUGGAGACGCAGAACAGAGCGCUCGAGGCCGAGCUGGCCGCGCUGCGGCAGCGCCACGCCGAGCCGUCGCGCGUCGGCGAGCUCUUCCAGCGCGAGCUGCGCGAUCUGCGCGCGCAGCUGGAGGAGGCGAGUUCCGGGCGCGCGCAGGCCCUGCUGGAGCGCGAUGGGCUGGCCGAGGAGGUGCAGCGGCUGCGGGCGCGCUGCGAGGAGGAGAGCCGGGGGCGCGAAGGGGCCGAGCGCGCCCUGAAGGCGCAGCAGCGCGACGUGGACGGCGCCACGCUUGCCCGCCUGGAUCUGGAGAAGAAGGUAGAGUCACUGCUGGACGAGCUGGCCUUCGUGCGCCAAGUGCACGACGAGGAGGUGGCCGAGCUGCUGGCCACGCUGCAGGCGUCUUCGCAGGCCGCGGCCGAGGUGGACGUGUCUGUGGCUAAACCAGAUCUGAGUUCGGCGCUGAGGGAGAUCCGCGCCCAGUAUGAGUCGCUGGCCGCCAAGAACUUGCAGUCGGCCGAGGAGUGGUACAAGUCCAAGUUUGCCAACCUGAACGAGCAGGCGGCGCGCAGCACUGAGGCCAUCCGGGCCAGCCGCGAGGAGAUUCAUGAGUACCGGCGCCAGCUGCAGGCACGCACCAUCGAGAUCGAGGGCCUGCGCGGGGCCAAUGAGUCCCUGGAGAGGCAGAUCCUGGAGCUGGAGGAGCGACACAGUGCCGAGGUGGCCACCUACCAGGAUAACAUUGGGCAGCUGGAGAAUGAUCUGAGGAACACCAAGAGUGAGAUGGCCCGCCACCUUCGGGAAUACCAGGACUUGCUCAAUGUCAAAAUGGCUCUUGACAUUGAGAUAGCAGCUUACAGGAAACUGCUGGAAGGUGAAGAGACACGUUUCAGCACCAGUGGAUUAAGCAUUUCGGGGCUGAAUCCACUUCCCAACCCAAGCUAUCUGCUCCCACCUAGAAUCCUCAGUUCUACCACCUCCAAAGGGUCAGCCACUGGGCUGUCUCUUAAGAAAGAGGAGGAGGAAGAGGAGGCUUCUAAAGUUGCCUCAAAGAAAACCUCCCAGAUAGGGGAAAGUUUUGAAGAAAUAUUGGAGGAGACAGUGAUAUCUACUAAGAAAACCGAGAAAUCAAAUAUAGAAGAAAACACCAUUUCAAGCCAAAAAAUAUAA
Molecule: messenger RNA, 1500 nt
Organism: Budorcas taxicolor (takin)
Lineage: Eukaryota; Metazoa; Chordata; Mammalia; Artiodactyla; Bovidae
Gene: INA
Product: internexin neuronal intermediate filament protein alpha
Exons: 3
Coding region: 1-1500 (499 amino acids)
Biological process (GO): intermediate filament organization
Cellular component (GO): intermediate filament; cytoplasm; postsynaptic intermediate filament cytoskeleton
Molecular function (GO): structural constituent of postsynaptic intermediate filament cytoskeleton
Source: RefSeq, a predicted model, not a curated record